AUGGGAAAGACGUUCCAAAAGAUUCAUGCUUCGUCAGUUGGCAGCUUUUGCGGGAAUGUUCAAACUGCAAAACGUCUCGGGACUAUCAAGAUAGUAUCCUUCGAUUGGCUGGAAGACUCUCUGAUGUCGAAGACCCGCAAGCCGAAACGCGAGACCCCGUAUCUUCUCGAGACCAUUCUUAGGACCUCGAAGACGAAGUCAGAAAAGACUGAGAAGGCCCUAAUAAGCCAGAAGCAGACUGGGAAGCUCAAGCAAAAGCGCAUCAUCGGGAAGCGCAAGAGCUCUUCCGCCUCUGUCACAGAGCCGUCCAACUCCGCUGUCUAUACGGAUGAGACUACAGGCACGACUUAUACCGCCAUUCUUACCCGUCAGCUUCCGUCCAAGACUUCUAGAGAGAAGUACCAGGUCAAGAUAUACCAGUCCAACACGGAGCCUCGCAUUUAUGCCACAUAUUCGAAAUACAGCCGCGUUGGCCACUCCAAGACUGAAUUUCUGGCGCCACUCGGAAGCACACUUGAUGUCGCGCUCGCUGAAUUUGAACAGUUUUUCGAAGAUAAGGCUGGCAAGAAAUGGGAGAAUAGGCUAGAUGGAAUCCCACCUUCUCUUAAGCAGGACGACAAUGGAAACCCGCUUGCUCCUCACGAAGGAUGGUUCUCCUACGAUAGCGAACACUCCCUGAUAUCAAAUUUUCUUCGCCAGGGCCCCGCUACAGCUGGCCAUGAAGAGGCGAAUGAUGUUUCUCAUACCGAUGUGGUCCCAGGUCCCUAG
Molecule: messenger RNA, 768 nt
Organism: Aspergillus terreus NIH2624
Lineage: Eukaryota; Fungi; Ascomycota; Eurotiomycetes; Eurotiales; Aspergillaceae
Product: BRCT domain protein
Exons: 5
Coding region: 1-768 (255 amino acids)
Source: RefSeq, a predicted model, not a curated record